Messenger RNA from Bactrocera oleae (olive fruit fly), 3252 nucleotides. It is a transcript of the gene Ugt305A1, whose product is annotated as UDP-glycosyltransferase family 305 member A1. Lineage: Eukaryota; Metazoa; Arthropoda; Insecta; Diptera; Tephritidae. Gene Ontology annotation, molecular function: UDP-glycosyltransferase activity. The record is from RefSeq and is a predicted model, not a curated record.
UAUAAGAAUAUAAAUAAUAAGCAAGACGAGCUGAGUCGAUUUAGUUUUAUUCGUCUGUGUGUAUGUACAUGUACGUGAACUAGUCGCUUAGUUUUAAGAUAUUGAUCAGAAAUUUUGCACACGCCCUUUUCUCGUCUAAUAAUAUUGUUCAGAAUUGUCGAUAUUACACCAAAGGCUUUAGGAGGUUCAUUGUGAAACCUUCGGCAUGAACAUUUGGCUCAUAUUUGGAUACACGAGUGUAGUAGAAAACAGGUCCGCUUGCACAUAGCCCCGCUACGGAAGUACCUUAUUACGGAAGGUGCCAGGUAUCUGUAAGCUCCGUUCGAGACUGGGAUAUUUAAAUUCAACUAAAUUUGUCAUAGAGGAUGUCAACGGUUUUUGCGAACUUUAAGAGAAACUUGAUAUCUUAUUUUGAUACUUCAUCUAGUCUCUUGAACUGCGAAGGCCCUAGAUAUCUAAGACGAACUCUACAUAAGGCUGGACAGAAGCAAAGGAUAUGUUUCAGAGACUCUCAUGCCGACACGCAGGAUGGCACUUUUGGCAAUCUUAUCAGAAAAUUAGUUUCCCGGAAUUCCUUGGUGGCUUGAAACCCACUAUAUAUAUGUACAUAUAUGCAACCGAUUUUCGGCAGCCACUACAUCAACAGCCUCGCGGAGGGUUCUUUUAUGCAACAUGCAAAUGCUCCGAUGAAGGGUUUUGUAGCUUCAGUGCACCCGAAAUAAAAGUUCUUUGCUGUUGUUUUUUGUGUACAAAGAGAUAACUAUGUAGUUGCAAAUAGUGGAAAACUUAUUCAAGAAGACGCAAAUAACGACAAAUUUAAAGAUAAAAAGAAAUACUUGGUAAAUUUUUCUUUCUGUUUUCCUGACUUAAAACAUUUCUCAUAAAUUUGAGAUCAUACAUAGGCAGCUUGAAGCUACUGGGAAUUCCCUUAUGUCGGAUGACGUAGAACUACAAGAUAAGCUUGAUCUACAUCAAUUAAAAGUGGAAAGGCUAAGUUAUUGAUAAUAUUCUCUUCUUGGUACUAAAAAUUCUCGUCAAACAACUAACCCUGAGUAUUACUGGCACGAACGGUAGGGGAGCCUAGCUCAAGCCUGUUUCUUAAUAAUAAUAUACCUAUACUAAGCAUACUGAUCUACAUUUUUACAUAAUAUAUAAUGCAGCGUGUAAUUCCCACGCUUCUCAAUUUCACUUCGUAUGCCAUAUUUACGCUCAAUAGUUUAGUCACGCUCUUUCAAGCUCUCUUUUUACGUACAAGACUGCAACUUCUCUGAAUUUUUCACACACGUUCCACAAGCUCGAUUCUUAUCACAACAACAAAAGUCAUAAAUUCACUGAAAAAGAUAAGAUAGGCUCUCCUUAUCUACCAGCGCGACUCUGGCACUCUGGUGUUUGUGCAAUUCCACACCGGCGCUUCACAUAACGGCACUGCGUGAUAAACAAUUCAGUAGUUAAACGGCUCCCACAGAAAGUGCAUAUUUGGCAGCGGUUAGUGCGCAACGUUAACACAAUGAAAUUCCCAAACUUUGCAAUCGGAUUGCUCGUGAUGGUGUGCCAUGUGCUUAACGGCGCAGAAAGCGCAAAUAUACUCAGUUUAUUCGAGGUAUUAGCGCCGGAUCAACAAAUUUGGCACGAUGCCGUUAUCAAGGGUUUAAUUGAAAGCGGCCAUAAAGUUACGCUAGUCAGCGGCAGUACAGUGCACUCGAAAUCGCCACACCUCACACAAAUCCAUCUGGAGCAGGUGAAGGAAGCAUUGGACGCCACUAAUAAUAUACACAGCCGCUUGGUGAAUGCCUGGUUGAAUCCCUUCGAGCGCAUCUACCAUUGGUACAACAAACAGAUGAAAGUCUGCCAGGCUGUGCUCUCGUCUAGUGGACUGCAUGAGCUUAUCGCGCUCUCCAGAGGCUCCGGCAUGGAGGCGCCAUUCGACGUGAUCCUCUUCGACGCCACUUAUGGCCAUUCCUGUUUGCUGGCGCUGACACAGCUAUUCGAGCAUGUGCCCAUCGUGGCAGUUAGUGCGUCGCACAUCACACCGGAUUUGUUGCAAAUUGUGCCUGGCACGCAGCUGCAACCGGCCACUGUGCCACAUUUCACUAGUACACACAACGAACGCAUGAAUUUUUUCGAACGUCUACACAACACAUUGAUAUACGCCUCAGCCCAAUUCUUUCGUCAGUUCACGGUGUUGCGCGUACAAGAGGCUCUCUUGGCUAGGCAUGAGGCAUUGCAAGCAGCUCACAUAAAGCCCACUUUUGAGAGCGUAAACGAUCGUGUUAAAGUCGUGUUGGUUAACAGUCAUCCAGCGUUUGAUUAUGUGCACUCGUUGCCGCCGAAUGUAAUUCAAGUCGCCGGCUUGCAAUUCGAUAAUAUCAAUCGGCCGCUGUUGGUGGAGAUGCAAACAUUCAUUGACGACUCCAUUGAGGGUAUCUUCGUUAUCACCAUUGGCGCUGACCUGUUGACACCGUUACUCAUCGAGCAGGUACUGAGUGUAGUUGAUAAAUUCCCUGAAUAUGGCUUCGUGUGGGGUGUUAAGAAGAUUAUGAUACCGUCGACUGGGAGGAAAAAUCUCUAUGUGGGAAAAUGGUUGAAGAAAAGCAAUAUUUUGGCACAAAACAAGGUGAUAGGCGUAAUUACCGGCGGCAGUCAUAUGGAAGUGCAGGAGGCUAUCUACCACGGAGUGCCCAUUAUUGCAAUAACUAAUACCUUACAGCCGCCUAGUAUCGCCACACGUGUCCAGUCCUUAGGCGUCGGCCUAAGCGUGGAUUUAAAAUCCGGCGCUGAAAAACUACAGAGCGCCAUCGCAGCAUUAGCUACGCAACCGCAAUUCACAGAGAACGCAAAAUCUCGCCAAGUGGCUUUUCGUAAUCGGCCACAAAAUCCUCUCGAAGAGGCACUCUGGUGGAUUGAACACGUCAUGGCGCAUCCUAAUGAAAGUGGGUAUCUUCACUCGCAGGCAGUUGCCGAAACGGGCUUCUUUGCUUUGCAUUCCUUGGACGCCAUGUCUGUGCUUCUCUUCAUGUUGGUAAUGUUCUUGGUGAAUACUUUUAUUGUGCUGAAACAGCUGAGAGAACAAUGUCAGGGCAAAAAGUCGGCGACGAACGGCGAAGACAAAGAAAAAAGUCUGAAACGUAAAACGAAGAAGUCAAAUGACAGUAAGAAGAAAGUGCAGUGAGGUACACUACAAUCAACAAAAUUAGAAAUAAAUAUUUAAUUACUUUAAUAAAUUAAUAAAAUAAUAGAAUAACCUCGCUAUAA